Trichomonas vaginalis G3 is the source of this 369-nucleotide messenger RNA. RefSeq lists its product as uncharacterized. The transcript has a single exon. Bases 1 to 369 code for a protein of 122 amino acids. NCBI's taxonomy places the organism in Eukaryota, Parabasalia, Trichomonadida, Trichomonadidae. The record is from RefSeq and is a predicted model, not a curated record.
AUGAGUUCUUCAUCUUCUACUACAAGUACAACAUCAACACCUCAAACAUCUUCACAAUCAUCAACAACUACAUCUUCAAGCACAUCAAGAGAACAAUCACCGUCAACAAGAAAUUUCAGAGCUUUAUCACCAUUUAUUACACCAGAUAAGCAAUUGGAUAGAAAUAAAUAUAAUCAAUUCCUGAAAAAUAUGGAUGUAAUUGAAAUGCAUUACUAUUCUCAGUCAUUUAAAAAAUUGGCACCAAGAUAUGAUCACUCCAUUGUUGAACCAGCUCAGAAAAUGUUAAAUAAAAGACGCUACAGCAAAAUUGCAACAUACAUCUUCUUAGUUAUUAUUAUUUGCAUUAUAAUUUUUAAGAUUGAUAUAUAG